Oncorhynchus masou masou (cherry salmon) is the source of this 1757-nucleotide messenger RNA. Its product is annotated as fibroblast growth factor 10-like. The transcript is spliced from 3 exons. The coding region runs from base 591 to 1382 and encodes 263 amino acids. Gene Ontology annotation, biological process: positive regulation of protein phosphorylation; positive regulation of canonical Wnt signaling pathway; positive regulation of epithelial cell migration. NCBI's taxonomy places the organism in Eukaryota, Metazoa, Chordata, Actinopteri, Salmoniformes, Salmonidae. Gene Ontology annotation, molecular function: type 2 fibroblast growth factor receptor binding; growth factor activity; chemoattractant activity. Gene Ontology annotation, cellular component: cytoplasm. The record is from RefSeq and is a predicted model, not a curated record.
AGAAAGAGAGGAGAGAGCAGCGGAGGAUUUCACACUCAAAUGUAUUUUACCUUCUUUGUGAAAUCUGGAAAUCUGUGGAGGGUAUCUGGCAGCAAUGAGCUGUUGAAUGUUUGAGACUUGAGGGAUGGACCUGGAGAAAGUGUUAUAGCAGAACGGUCCCACAUCAGUGGACCUUUCAUUAUUGGAGUAAUCAUCUGAGGAACUCUGGUUUGGAAUUAAACUCAGCGGGACAUAGGACGUCUGCUUGAUUUGUCAUUGGAAUACACUGACAGUAUAUGCACUGGUAAAAAAAAUACGGUGGGUGUUUUUAUUUAUCUACCUGGACAUCUGUAUGGGAAGAAACGUGAAAGAGAGGACUCUCAGAUUGGUCAUUGGAAUUCAUUGACUUUCAGUACAGUAACUGCUCUAGCUACCAAAACAACAGGAGGAACAGAAGGACAUCUCUUUUUGCGUAGAGACCUGGUAGAAAAGGUAUCAGAUAGCCCCAUUUCCCAGGAGGGCUCCCCUCCCUGCCCCCCUAGCCUCCCCUGUCCCCAGCAGCAUGUCCCAGGCUGUGAGGCUGAUUCCAGUCCUCCCCAAACCACUCUACCAUGAGCACAUGGGCUGCUGGAGGGAGUAAGGCUGCCUCUGCCUGGUCCACCUCUGGGUCUUGGUUUAGGUCUGGCUCUGGGUCCAGGUUUAGGUCUGGUUCUGGGUCUGGGCUAAGGUCUGGCUCCAGCUCCAUCUCUGGGUCCUCCUUUUCCAGCCUGUCACUGUCUCUGCUGCUAGCACUGCUGCUCUCCCUUUCUGUCCCUUUGGUUGUCUGUCAUCAACCUCUCUACAAAGGCAGGAACCAGCCCCACAGCCCCAACAGCACUCUUAGUGCCCCGGUGAACAGUUCCCUGGCUGGGUCCAGGAUUGGAGGAACUGGGCAGACUGGGGAUCCCUUAGGAAGGACAGGGGGUCCACUUGGGAGGCAUGUACGCAGCUACAACCACCUGCAGGGAGAUGUGCGGCGGAGAAAGCUCUUCUCCUUCCAGAGGUUCUUCCUGCGGAUCGAUAAGUAUGGCAGAGUCAACGGGACCAAGAGCAAAGAUGACCCACUCAGUAUUCUGGAGAUCACAUCAGUGGAUGUGGGCGUGGUGGCUAUCAAAGGACUGGGCAGUAACUACUACCUGGCUAUCAGCACCAAGGGAGAGCUGUAUGGAGCGAAAGAGUUUGGCAUUGACUGCACACUGAAGGAACGUAUUGAAGAGAACGGCUAUAACACCUACGCCUCAGCCGAGUGGAGGAACAAGAAGAGACAGAUGUUUGUGGGCCUGAGUGUCCACGGGAGGCCACUGAGAGGAAAGAAAACACGGAGGAGGAAUACGGCCACCCACUUCCUCCCCACCAUGGUGUGAUGAUGAUGAGGAGCUUUUUACUGGACUAGACCCUGUCGGAGAGCUAAUUCAGCACUCAACAAUCUUUCAACUAAGGAUAAGAAAGGAAUCUGGACAGAGAGCAUCUGAACUAAAAUACAUAUUUUGUCUAAGGAAGUUACUUAACUGCGCAGAUGCUGCCUCCCACUGGGCACGGAUGUCAAUUCAACGUCUAUUCCACGUUGGUUCAAUGUGAUUUCAUUGAAAUUACGUGGAGCUACGUUGAUUCAACCAGCUGUGCCCAGUGGGGCUGCUUCUGACUUUGCUUAAGAUGGUUUAUUGGUUUGGUGGAUGGACAGUGUUUUUUGUGGCACAUGGUGAAAUAUAAACUCUAUUCUGUGCCAAAUCAUUGGAAGG